CGUAAACAUACAGGGAAUAGAAUGUCGCACACAUGUCUACCAAGACAGAAGAAUAAAAUCGGAAUCCGUGCAAGUUCUGAUAAAAAUUCAAGGGUAAAAUGGCUAAGAAUAUGACGAGCAGAGAGAAACUCACGUACGAAGGAUAUACUUUGCCAAAACCUACCAUCAAAGAGCUACUGGCCCGUAACGCACGGAAGGAUUCGGAGUUAAAAACCCUCCACAAAAGACUCGACAAGGAGAAAGAGGAACUCGAGAGCGAUUUUUCCAAGACACGCUCUCAGUUUCUUUCCCGAGUUCACAAUUUGUUGUUGGAGGGACAAACACACGAUCUUGGGUUUAAUCAUGAGAGCAAUUCUGACGAAGAACAACAGAGUACUUUCGAAAGUGGUGCUAAAAACGAUAAUGGCAUUAACGAUUUAACUCCAUCAUGGGAAGCGAAUUUGAAAAGUCUGUCCAGCUCUCAGCUCGAUGAGGACAUAAACAGGGCUGGAUGUAAUCGAAACUCACGCCACAUUCAACCAUGGGCACAAAAAGUCAAACACUACAACCAUUCUUUGGCCACAAAAGCUGAGUCAGGUUCAUCAAAACUCUCGCGUUCUAGACGUAAAGUAAGUUGGGGAGGUAGGGCAAACGUUAUGCCUGAAGAUUGGGACGCGAGAAGCGUUCUCAGCAAGUCGAACUCCGAAGGAAAUCUUCCCUCCGCUCAAGUCACAUGUCCGAUAAGUGACACCUUACGCUCUAGAAUUCGGAGACACUCCGUUGUCGGUCGAUCGCGAUUUGAUACCUUUAAUCCCAGAAGCAACAGCCUCAUGAAGGAAGAUUUAAAAAACCAGAAGUCGUCGAACACUCCACGCCAGGUAAAACAACGAAGGCACACGGUUUGUGCUAGAGGAAUUUUUGAGCCGAAACUGACUUCUACCGAAGAGGAAAAAUGUAAAGCAAAAAAACCUUUGUCUGAACUUCUUCCUCCAAUUACACUACCUCCGAUUUAUCUGCAAGAAUCAAAAGGAAAAGAAACAGGCAAAAAGAAGAGCUUCGUAAAGACACACGUACGACCGAAAGCUGCGGAUUCCACACAGCUCACAGAAGAUUUAGACUAUUGCCGCUACUUACGAUUGAAUAGAAAAGACGGCGAUUACAGUUAGCUACAAAACUAGGAAAUAAUGAUGUGAUUUAUUGCAACCGGAAAACAACGCUGAUCACUUUAAAAAGACGCGUUGUUUGCCCAUGAGGGUUAAUCUAUGCAACUCCUUCUAAGAGUCCAAUAAAUGGAUAAUGGAUUUAACGCUAAUGCCUGCAGCAAAAUCUGGUGUUUUCAAGCGAUUGCCAGUGCACGUGACAAACGCACCCGUGAAAUCUUACAAACAAGCUCACAAAGUUCGAUUGCUGAUCGACAUCACAGAAAAAAUGUAUCUGUUGAAAAUGUAAUGAGCAAAACUCGUUAAGACAAAACAUUCAGGCUGUGCAAAUUUCGAUUAUGAUGAUCAUCGUAAAGUUACAAUAUAAGUAAAAAACAAUCAAUGUUAA
This is a messenger RNA of Pocillopora damicornis (cauliflower coral), 1527 nucleotides long. RefSeq lists its product as uncharacterized. The record is from RefSeq and is a predicted model, not a curated record. Lineage: Eukaryota; Metazoa; Cnidaria; Anthozoa; Scleractinia; Pocilloporidae.